This is a messenger RNA of Cucurbita pepo subsp. pepo (vegetable marrow), 755 nucleotides long. Its product is annotated as large ribosomal subunit protein mL43. Lineage: Eukaryota; Viridiplantae; Streptophyta; Magnoliopsida; Cucurbitales; Cucurbitaceae. Gene Ontology annotation, cellular component: mitochondrial large ribosomal subunit. Gene Ontology annotation, biological process: mitochondrial translation. The record is from RefSeq and is a predicted model, not a curated record. Gene Ontology annotation, molecular function: structural constituent of ribosome.
GAAAACUACAGGAACCAAACCUCAAUCGCUCGAGCCUCCCUCCAUCAUUUGCUCUUUGUCGCUCUUUGUCGCUCUUUGGGUCUCUUCGUUGGUAGCCGCACCGAUCCUCCGUCUCAGAUAUAAAGAUGGCUUUACGAGGUGUAUGGCAGCUUCAGAAGCUGAUUGUCAGCUAUUGUGAUUGGAGUGGAAGCAGUAGGGGUAUCAGGGCAUUUAUGGACUCGCAAUUGCCAGAUUUUAAGAAGAAAAACCCUCAGCUAAAAGUAGUUCGUGAACUCAUUCGUGGGCAGCAUCCACACUUGAAGGCCUUCUACAAGAACAAUAAUCAACGGGUGGUAUGUGUAAGGAAUUUGGAUGUCGAAGAAAUACAUUUACAUGCAACGAGGCUAAGGAAUGCACUGGGGAGAAAGGUCAUAAAACUGAAGACAAGACAUGUGACCAAAAAUCCUAGUGUGCAAGGUACGUGGAAAACUGAUGUAAGAUUUUGAGGAUGCUUCCUAAAGUGCCUGAUUUUCUUUGGAGAUUGUCUUUUUCCAUCAAGAUUAUGAGAUUCCUUAAUGACGUUGUUGAAACAAAACUUCUUUCUAGAGUAGCUUGAGUUUGUAGUUUGUAGUAGUCCAACGUAAACUUUUGAGGCUAUUUUGUUCCAAUUCUCUGAAUACUCUCUCUGGAGAAAGUCUUUCCAUGAAACAUGCAACAAUUGCGAACUUAUCUUGAAUUGAUGAAGCAAAACAGGAUUCUGAAUUUAUUUGUGAACA